Gamsiella multidivaricata is the source of this 696-nucleotide messenger RNA. RefSeq lists its product as uncharacterized. The transcript is spliced from 2 exons. The record is from RefSeq and is a predicted model, not a curated record. The coding region runs from base 114 to 377 and encodes 87 amino acids. NCBI's taxonomy places the organism in Eukaryota, Fungi, Mortierellomycota, Mortierellomycetes, Mortierellales, Mortierellaceae.
AUCGCAUUAAACUCACGCUACGCCAGUUACCCUUCAACCACGACCGCAUCAAGCAUCAACCCAACCCAAGACCAAUCCGACAUCUUUACAGGAAACCGAAAUCGUACACCAUCAUGAAGCCCAUGUUCUCGGCCGGCCACGCAACGUGCUGCACCAUCCUAUCUGUCUUUGGAGUGAUCUUCCUGGGGACCAUGUCCUUUCUCUUCUCCUUACCAGCCGAGUCCUUGACCCAUACCGUCAACGACCCCGAUAAUCCUGCCGAGGUCGCCAAGGCCUGCUUGACCGCCACGGCCUUCUAUGGAUUCAUGAUCCUCUUCUGUGGUUGCCAGAGCUGGUUGAACAAGCGGGAAGAGCGUGCACAAAUUCAGUUGCAAUAAAAAGUCGUCUUUUUAUUCAAGGAAUCUACAUUGGUAUAAUCGCUUUGCUGAGAUAGCAGUGAUGCCUUGCUAUUAAUAUUUUUUGUCCGCACACUGAUCCCAGUUGCCUUCAGACCUGUGCAUCGAUGCACCCGCUAAGAAUGUUUAUUUUCGACAUGUCUGCAAAUGUGUUCAUAAAGUCUUUGAACAAAUCCUCGAUGCGCCAAUAAGCAAGAAAACGACAUCAUAAGCACUAUGUGUAUUAAACAAAGGCGAUGGGAAGAAGAAAAAAAAAAAGAAAAGAAAAGAAAAGAAAAAAGAAAAAAGAAAAAAAGAAAAA